AUGGAGGGUGAUCCUGAAGAUGCUUUUGAUUUUCUUGAUGAAAUUGCAGAGAAAUCUCAAAUUUGGAGCACUCCCAACACAUUUGAGCCUAAUUCCCAAAAGGCAAAAUCUUCCAUUAAUCCUUCUAGCGGCGGUAUUUAUCACCUUAAGGAGGAAGAUAGUCUCAAAGCUCAAUUGGCAACAAUGGCUAGGGAAGUUGAAACUCUAAAAUCAAAAUUGCCUCAAAAAGUUAAUUCAAUUGCAAGUCAAGAAAUUUUUGAGAUUUGUGAAGUUUGCGGGGUCAUGGGACAUGUAACAAAAGAGUGUCCAACACUUCCAGCUUUCAGAGAAAUGUUGCAUGAUCAAGCAAACUUUGUGGAAGGACAAUCAUCGUCAUCAAAUUUGGAAGAUGUUAUGAAGCAAUUCAUACAAAGCCAAACUGCCACAAAUCAAAAGAAUGCACAAGACAUUGGUGAGAUUAAGAGCACUCUUUCCAAACUCACUUCUUCACUGUCAAUUCAAGAAAAGGGUAAAUUUCCUUCUCAAGUCCAACCUAAUCCACAUGCACAGUUAGAGGAUUUAUGCACUAUCAAAAGAAAGCACAAUGUUGAUAAGACCGCAUUUUUAACUGAAAAUGUAAGUGCAAUUCUUCAAACUAAUACUCCACCCAAGUACAAAGAUCCAGGUUGUCCCACAAUUUCUUGUAUUAUUGGAAAUUUUAUCAUUGAACAAGCUUUAUUGGAUUUGGGUGCUAGUGUUAAUUUGUUGCCUUACUCGGUUUAUAAGCAAUUGGGUCUUGGUGAAUUAAAACCCACCUCAAUAACAUUGCAAUUGGCUGACCGUUCAGUCAAAAUCCCAAGAGGUAUGGUGGAAGAUGUGCUGGUUCAGGUACAAGAACAUAAUGGUUGGAUACCAAAAUAUGAGGAGCUGCCAACUGUGAGUGAUGUGACAAAAUCAUCAAGAGAAGAAGCCCCAAAGUGUGAAUUGAAGCCUCUUCCUGCUGGACUUAAAUAUGCUUUUCUGGGAGAAGAUGAGACCUAUCCUGUGGUAAUAUCUUCUAAACUAGAGCUUUUGCAUGAAGAAGAUGCUAAACCAGUUAGGCAGGCUCAACGUAGACUUAACCCAACAAUGAAAGAAGUCGUGCAAAAAGAAGUACUUAAACUUUGGGAUGCAGGAGUCACAGUAGUUGAAAAUGAUAAUGGAGAAAUGGUACCAACUAGGGUCACUACUGGAUGGAGAAUGUGUAAGGAGAAAAAUUUGGUGCUUAACUGGGAGAAAUGCCAAUUCAUGGUCACAUCUGGCAUAGUACUUGGACACAUUGUUUCUCACAAAGGAAUUGAAGUAGAUAAGUCAAAAAUUGAUUUAAUUGCUAAUCUGCCUAUUCCUAAAACUGUUAAAGAUAUUAGAUCUUUUUUAGGACAUGCAGGUUUUUAUCGGAGAUUCAUACAAAAUUUUAGUGCGAUUGCAAGGCCAUUGAAUAAUCUCUUGGAGAAAGAUGCUAAAUUUGAUUGGAAUUAUGCAUGUCAAGAAGCAUUUGAGAAAUUGAUUAAAAUGCUAACAUCAACUCCUGUAAUGCAGCCCCCAGAUUGGUCCAUGCCGUUUGAAAUAAUGUGUGAUGCUAGUGAUGGUGCUAUUGGUGCAGUGCUAGGCCAAAGAAAAGACAAGAAGCCUGUUGUCAUCUGCUACGCAAGCAGAACUUUGAAUAGUGCACAGAAAAAUUACAAUACAACAGAAAAAGAAUUGCUUGCUGUAGUUUUUGCAUUGGAAAAGUUUAGGUCAUAUAUUUUGGGCUCACAAAUUGUUGUAUUUACAGAUCAUUCGGCCUUGAAGUAUUUAUUGACAAAGAAGGAAGCCAAAUCACGAUUGAUUAGAUGGAUUUUGCUUCUCCAAGAAUUUGAUCUUACAAUCAAGGACAAGAAAGGAGUGGAGAAUGUUGUUGCAUACCAUCUUUCUAGGAUAUCUUUUGAGGAGCCUUAUGAAUAUUUGCCUAUAAAAGAUUCAUUUCCUGAUGAACAAUUGUUUAGUGUUUCUACAUUACCAUGGUUUGCUAACAUUGUGAAUUUUCUUGCUACAGGUCUUAUUCCACCUCAUUGGACCUCACAAGAUAAAAAGAAAUUUAUGAUUGAGGUGAGAAAAUUCUUUUGGGAUGACCCGUAUCUCUUCAAAUAUUGUCCCGACCAGGUAAUCCGUAGAUGUGUGCCUGAUGAUGAAAUAUUUAGUGUCAUAUCUUUUUGUCAUUUUGAGGCUUGUGGAGGUCACUUUUCUUCCAAAAAGACUUCGGCCAAAAUUCUUCAAUGUGGUUUUUAUUGGCCUAGACUUUUUAAAGAUGUGUUUGGUAUUCCUAGAGCGAUCAUCAGUGAUGGAGGAUCACAUUUUUGCAACCGACCAUUUGAAGCUUUGAUGAAAAAAUAUGGGAUAACCCAUAAGAUUUCCACUCCAUACCAUCCACAGACAAAUAGUCAAGCAGAACUUGCAAACAGGGAAAUCAAGCAAAUUUUGGAAAAGACGGUGAAUCCAACCCGGAAGGAUUGGUCAUUGAGACUAACUGAUGCCUUGUGGGCAUACCGUACUGCAUACAAAUCACCUCUUGGUAUGUCUCCAUAUAGGCUAGUUUAUGGUAAACCUUGUCAUUUACCUGUUGAAUUAGAACAUAAAGCAUAUUGGGCUAUCAAAUUGUUUAACUUUAGUCUUGGAGAUGCAGGGCCUUUCAUUGUUAAAAAAGUUUUCCCAUAUGGGACUGUUGAAGUUGAGGAUCCCAAGAAUGGAAAUAUUUUUAAGGUUAAUGGCCAACGACUUAAACCUUACUUGGGGAGAUGUGUUCCAGAAGAUGAGACAGUUUCUUUGAACAAACCUGUUUACCAGGAUUGA
Prunus armeniaca (apricot) is the source of this 2847-nucleotide messenger RNA. Lineage: Eukaryota; Viridiplantae; Streptophyta; Magnoliopsida; Rosales; Rosaceae. The record is from the annotation of a GenBank genome assembly.